This is a messenger RNA of Cyprinodon tularosa, 1867 nucleotides long. Its product is annotated as GTPase IMAP family member 8-like. The record is from RefSeq and is a predicted model, not a curated record. The coding region runs from base 490 to 1752 and encodes 420 amino acids. Gene Ontology annotation, molecular function: GTP binding. NCBI's taxonomy places the organism in Eukaryota, Metazoa, Chordata, Actinopteri, Cyprinodontiformes, Cyprinodontidae. The transcript is spliced from 5 exons.
GGAAAGUUUUAAGCCUAGCCUUAAAAGUAGACAGGGUGUCUGCCUCACGGACUAAAACUGGUAGUUGGUUCCACAGGAGAGGAGCCUGUGGAACAGUUUUAAGUCUAAUGUGGGUGUUAGACCACAUAUUUUGUAUUUUACCAAUAAAGAAUUAUUUUUUUUUUUUAUAAUGAUCACUUGUUUCACUAGAUUUAGGUCUAAGAUGUGAAUUUAUUUUAGUCUUCGGUCAUAAAAGGGUUUAAAAUAGAAAAAAGUUGAUAAUAAACACUUAUGACUAAAGCGUUUUAUGAGCAGAGCCAAUUCUCUGGAAGUCCUCAGCUGUGAACCUUGGACCCCCCCUCCCUCCAUAAGGUCCACCUAAAGAUAAAGCUUUACUGGUUCAGUGUUUACAGGCACAGCAGGAGUUAUGGACAAGAAAACCCAGAACUGGUUCCUCCUCUGAUUAUUUUCCAAAUACUGCGUGAAUAACUUCAAACCCGGAGUCCUUUCAUGGCUUCCUAUGGUUCCAGAUCCACGACAACCGGACUGGUUUUACUGCUGCUGGGCGAGAAGGAAAGUGGGAAGAGCUCCGCAGGAAAUGCCAUCCUGUCCAGAAGAGCUUUUCACAAGAAAACCACCCAGAGCUGCAGGAGGAGCGCCGCCAUCUUUGGCUUACAGGUGGACGUGGUGGACACCCCAGGAUGGCUGUCCCACUCCUCCACCCCCCACUGGGUGUCCAAGGAGCUCCUGCGAGCUGUGACCCUCUGCCAUCAGGGACCCGACGCCAUCCUGCUGGUGCUGCCCAUCUCCUCCAGGUUGGGUCAGGAGGAGUGGGCGGCCAUGGAAGCCCAGCUCAGACUGCUGGAGACGCCCAUCUGGCAGCGAGCGGUCAUCCUCUUCACUCACGGGGACAGAUUAGGAGCGCUGCCGAUCCAGGAGUACGUGAGGCGACAGGGUGGGACUCUGCAGUGGCUGCUGGAGCGAUGUCAGAACCGCUACCAGGUUCUGUCCAGUCUAUGCAGUACGGCGCAGCUUCAGGUCAGACAGCUCAUUAAGAAGGUCCAGAUGAUCGCAGAAGCUUCGAGGACUAUCACAAAGAUAUACUACAGGGUGAACAUCCAGCUGGGAGAUCUGAGCCUGGGGGGGACCAGGAGUCUGCAGGAGCCAGAGAUGAUGGGGAAGGAGUAUGAUGGUGCGGGACCAAGACAGACAGGAUUCAUAGCCGCUUCUGGUGCGGCGCUGUCCCUCAUCCUGCUGGGACGCAGGAACUCCGGGAAAAGCUCAGCAGGCAACAUGAUCCUGGGUAGGGAGGAGUUUCUGACGGACAUACAGACGGUCUGCUGCUCUGCAGGCCAUGCAGACGUAUCAGGGCGGUCUGUGACGGUGGUGGACACGCCUGGGUGGAGUCUGUUUGCUCAGGCCGACCCUGAGGAGGUGCAGAGGGAGAUCCUGAAGAGCCCCUCGCUCUGUGCUGCUGGGAGCAAAGUCAUGGUCCUGUUGGCCAUUCCUGUGGACUCCUUCAGAGAGAAGGACAGGAAGGCUGCGGAGACGUAUGUCAGGCUGCUGGGGGAGCGAAUUUGGAGCAGCACCGUGGUUCUGUUCACUUAUGGAGACGCUCUGUGGAGAAAAACCAUGCAGGAUCACAUUAAGGAGAAGGGCCCGCCUCUGGAGUGGAUUCUGGACAAGUGUGAGCAUCGGUUCCACGUGUGCGACACAAACAGCACGGACCCGGAUCAGGUCACACGGCUCCUUCAGAUGGUGCAGAGCGCUUAGGAACCAUCCAUCUGGAAUAAGGCUUUUUUCCACUGAAGAAUUUUAUUAAAUAUUUAUUAUAAUUGCAUAAAACAGAAAUGUAAACCUUUUUUCCUCCAGAAUGUAAAUUUGAAAC